Messenger RNA from Diachasma alloeum, 1141 nucleotides. RefSeq names its product eukaryotic translation initiation factor 6 (gene eIF6). Gene Ontology annotation, molecular function: ribosomal large subunit binding. The record is from RefSeq and is a predicted model, not a curated record. Gene Ontology annotation, biological process: maturation of 5.8S rRNA; maturation of LSU-rRNA; cytosolic ribosome assembly. The transcript is spliced from 6 exons. Bases 188 to 925 code for a protein of 245 amino acids. Gene Ontology annotation, cellular component: preribosome, large subunit precursor; nucleolus; cytosol. NCBI's taxonomy places the organism in Eukaryota, Metazoa, Arthropoda, Insecta, Hymenoptera, Braconidae.
CACGUGGUAUAUACUCCGUGGUGAAGCAAAGCCUCGUGCUACCAGCGUCAAGACACUUGAAGAUUUGAGGUUAACCGAAGCCACCGAAUUUUUGACAGUAAAUUACUGAUCUCCAGCUUCUCGAAACACAUCAUCAAAAUUCUCGGUAAUUCCGCAGUUUAUGUGAAUAAUCUUCAGUGAGGAAAAAAUGGCAGUAAGAGUACAAUUCGAGAACAGCAAUGAAGUCGGCGUGUUUUCCAAACUCACGAAUUCGUACUGUCUUGUGGCUAUCGGUGGCUCAGAAAAUUUCUACAGUGUCUUCGAGGCUGAAUUAUCCGAAACAGUGCCAGUGAUCCAUGCCUCCAUCGCAGGGUGCAGGAUCAUUGGUCGGCUGACUGUUGGAAACAAAAAUGGUCUCUUGGUACCAAACACAACAACGGACAUUGAACUUCAACACAUUCGCAACUCAUUACCAGAUUCUGUUAAGGUGCAGAGAGUCGAGGAGAGGCUCUCUGCACUUGGCAAUGUUAUUGCGUGCAAUGAUUACGUUGCUCUGGUCCAUCCGGAUCUCGACAGGGAAACCGAGGAGAUUCUUGCGGACACAUUGAAAGUCGAAGUUUUCAGACAGACAGUGGCCAGUAAUGUUCUCGUAGGUUCAUACUCUAUUUUGUCGAACCAAGGGGGUCUUGUGCAUCCCAAAACCUCGAUACAGGAUCAGGAUGAGUUGUCAUCCCUUCUACAAGUCCCACUGGCUGCUGGAACAGUGAACAGAGGGAGUGACAUCAUAGCAGCAGGAAUGGUAGUGAACGAUUGGGCGAGUUUUUGUGGUAUGGACACCACUGGUACUGAACUUUCGGUUAUCGAGAGUGUAUUCAAGCUUAACGAGGCAACACCUGCUGCAAUCACCUCGAACAUGAGGGCAUCACUUAUAGAAAGUAUGUCCUAGGAGAACUGCCAUUGCCAACCAUUAAAUAUAAAUUCUGGAUGAAAUAAGAACGUGAUGUAUGCCUGUACAUAAUUCACAUUAAUGCUCCUGUAAAGAGGGAUUAAUAACCAAAAUGAAUUUCCUUCCUCUCAGAAGCCAGGUUUAAUUGACAUAAGAGUUGAUCUGUCCUAAUCAGUCGAGUUAUAAAAUAGAGGAAUAAAUCAUGAUAAAUGGAAA